ACUAUUCUGGCAGAAGUAGCACUGGCGCAAUCGAUCAUGAAGGUAGCGAAGGUCAAAAUUACCGUCAAGAUGAUGGAGUGGAGGAAGAUAUGGUGGAUUUCGAUGAUGAAGAUGACGAUAAGGAUGUUGUUCAUGAACGAGUAGGAGGAAGUGGAGCAACGGCUGAAAAUGCCAGUAAAGGAACCUCUGUCGGUCAUUUUGGACCACGCGGAGAAGCUAUUCCCACACUUUCGUCCGCCCAGCCCAAGUGCCGCUUCAGUUUUGUCGGUUGCUGUCCAACCACCUGCAUCGCCAAAGUUGCAGGCUUCAGCGGGAUCUGGACUCGCUUCUGUCGGGUCUACAUCUGUAGGCUCAGCAUUGGCAGAAGUGGUGGAUUCGGGUGAAGAGACGGAAAGUUUUGAUAAUGGAGCAUUGACGCCAACGCUUUCUGAUGAGUUCCCAGAAGAUGAUACGGAAGAACGCCUGAAAUUACCUUCUGACCCAUUUUAUGCUGGUAAUGCAAAAUCUGGACCUUCCUUCAAUCUACAGAGGAUGAAUAUUGAUUCGGAUGAUGCGCCACCUUCAACUUCAAGUGGUGGCCCUUAUCAAGUUUCAUUUAAUCCUGUAGUCACUUCACAUCACCGUGGCAGCGUUUCGGGUUUUAGUGGAAGAGCACCAAGUAUUGCUGCCACGGCUGGCUCUUCUCGUGCUCCUUCUACCCGUGGAUUAUCUCCACCGGCGUCCAUGUCUCGAGCAGGCACAACGGAAGGUUCAUCCGUGGAAGAAUACGAAUCUACUGGUACAGGUUUAGAUGGAGACGGAGCAGAAACGCCAAGCGUGGGCAGAAGUAGAAGAAGUUCCUAUUCUGCUCCAAGUAGUGAGGUGGAUAACGGUGGUAUGAUUAAUGAUGAUGUGAAUAAUCGUGCAAGAGGUGGUACUCUUGUCCCCUCAAUGCAUGCAACCGGCUCAAAUGCCAAUCUGCAUGUUAAUCAAGGGCAAAGUGAUUUGGGAGAAGAUGGUGGACCAAGCUUGGCACCUUCAGAAGCCGGUAGUGAUUCUACAAGAUCGAUGACGUACGAAUCCAGUAUAGGUCACGGCGGCGCAAAUUCACACAACGUUUCAGCUUAUGGCGGUGUGCCUAUCGGACAUGCGACUGCAAGUUCAGAAAGAUUGCCUUUGGCAUGGGCAUCAGCUGGAAUUGCUGCUGCUUCUUCAUCUCCAUUGGUUGUUGAACCUCCAUCAAUCACGAAUGAUUUGACUGAAGCAGGCAUUUCUCCUUCACCUUCUGGUUUCAAAGGUUCAUCUACUACGCCCAUGCUUCCGAGUUUGUUGGCAAUCAAACGUGCAAGCAGACGUCAAGAUAGCGGACCGGCAAGUACAGCGGCCACCGCAGGAACAACAAGUCCAGCAAGCAGCUUGAGUGUAGAUGGAGAUUUUGAUGAACCACCAGGAGGCUAUCCUAGUGAGAAUGUGUAGAAAGGGUAACUUUGUAUUGUAUAAAGAGAUGGUGUUUCUUUGUCGAAAUGCAUUAAUUCGUAUCAACUGUCAGUAAAUCU
This is a messenger RNA of Meira miltonrushii, 1535 nucleotides long. RefSeq lists its product as uncharacterized. The coding region runs from base 169 to 1455 and encodes 428 amino acids. The transcript is spliced from 2 exons. NCBI's taxonomy places the organism in Eukaryota, Fungi, Basidiomycota, Exobasidiomycetes, Exobasidiales, Brachybasidiaceae. The record is from RefSeq and is a predicted model, not a curated record.